Messenger RNA from Dermacentor silvarum, 1913 nucleotides. RefSeq lists its product as uncharacterized. The record is from RefSeq and is a predicted model, not a curated record. Bases 243 to 1814 code for a protein of 523 amino acids. Lineage: Eukaryota; Metazoa; Arthropoda; Arachnida; Ixodida; Ixodidae. The transcript has 20 exons.
UUGUCUGGGAAGGCGCGCGGCGUACGAGACGCUACCGUUCUUUUAUUCUAUGACGCUACCACAGAAAACACGCUACCUUUUGAGUCGAAUGAACGCCGUGCGGGGUUUGUUGAACAUUAGUGUGUUUUUCUCACCCCGUCGCCUCCACGCAGCUAUCAAAGGAAAUGAUCUCGUACUCCGUAUUCAGUGUAUAGACGCCCUGUAACGGCCUGUUGUGCGAAACUUCGCGUACUGUUGGAGUCAUGGGGGCCUCUGGAGCUAAACUUAAGCAAUAUAUGGAGAACCUGGAGCGAAAAGUUGCACGACUGCAACGCUUUGACUGUGUACUCGAAGGCUUCACCAAGUUCCUGGGAGCUUUGCAAGAUGCCAUUGGAGAAACAACUGACGACCUGCACCAGUUUGACCAGUCACGGUCAGCAGACCUGCAGUCUCCAGAGGUUGAUAUUUCUCUGCAUUCUUCGAGCAUUGAGAGUCCAAGGAUGGAGCAGACUGUUAGUGGCGGCUAUGACUCGGCACUGGAAUAUCUUGAAGACUUUCUGGAGUGUGGAGAAAAAAUUGAAUUUCUUCAUGGACAUCCCUUCAAGCCGAAACCAGAUUUGGCUGCUGGUGCUGCAGAGCUGGCUACUUCAAUGUCUCAUUCUUCGCAACUCGAGACAUCUCAUUCUUCGCAGCUCGAGACAUCUCAUUCUUCGCAGCUCGAGACAUCUUCUCAUGAAAAGCCGCAUACAUUGAAACCAGACUUGGCUGGUGGCGAUGCAGGGCAGACUUCUUUGAUGUCUGGUUCUUCACAGCUCGAGGAUUCAGAUGAAACGCUUGGAACAAAUUCCAGCCAUUCUUGCACCCAGCCUCCUGCAAACUGGGAACCAGACUUCGCUGUUGGUGAUACAGAGCAGUCUGCUUUGGACGCUUACAUGGCAACACUCGAAACUGUUGGAGACCUAGUCUUGAGGCAACAACAGGAGCAAAGCACACAUAUUCGUCACCUUUGUCAAGGCAGCAUUGUAGCAACUCCUGAAAAUUCCGUGAAGACAUCCAUUAGAUGCUGGAUGGAGUAUGUCACGAUUCUGGAGCACAGCAGAAGAAGAACCAAGAGAAAAAAACCUUGGCGGAAAUUCAGGCUGAGUGCGGUGUGGGCCUCGAAGAACUGUCACAGUAGAAAAAUGCUGUUGGACAAUAGAGGCGAGGUCUGCAAGCAAAUAAAAGAUCACAUGUCGGGUCUUGAUCAGCAUAAAAGGGAGGAAGAAAAGUUGCAGCAGGACAUAGCCUUGCUUGAAAAGGUGACCAUAAAACUCUCAGCCACAAACAAGGAUUUCAUGGACAGAAUGCAUGAGACAAUUAUACAUGUCAAGACAUCCGGCGCUACAGAGCUGCAGGAGCUGAUGCCAGAACUUCAAACUCUUAACAUGAGUCUACAAGAACUACACACAGAAGCACGGGACUGUCUUGUUCCUUAUAAAAUGGCCACAGCCGCUGAGAAGCCACCAGCCUGCAUUGAUAUGAUGAAUAACUACAAAGUUGCAAUCCUCCAAGAAUCCCUCCAGUCCCUUGAGAACAGCCACCAGGAUCAGGAUGAUGCUGAUCUUGAAAAACUCACCAGCAAAGUUGCCAUGGCAGAAGCAGAAGUCAACACGGCGGCAAAGUGGAUCGUGGAGCGUGAUCCUGUUUCAGCUACAACAGAAGUUAUGCGUAGCUUGGCUGUCCUGAACAAGCGAUUAGAAGUUUUUUUCGUCAUCGACUUCCAAGUUGAGGGCCGCACCUUUGAACAGUGGUUACCAGACAUUUUGAGAAUAAUUAACUUGAAGUGCCGACGUUGACCAUGCUUCAAAGGAUCUUCAGACGAUUAGCUUGAGCCUACAAGUUGUCACCUCUGUCUGUCACUUCUGAAAUUUUUUGUUGAAAAUAAAUGGACAUGG